Molecule: messenger RNA, 2791 nt
Organism: Grammomys surdaster
Lineage: Eukaryota; Metazoa; Chordata; Mammalia; Rodentia; Muridae
Product: zinc finger protein 709-like
Exons: 4
Coding region: 126-1520 (464 amino acids)
Biological process (GO): regulation of immune system process; negative regulation of transcription by RNA polymerase II; regulation of cytokine production
Source: RefSeq, a predicted model, not a curated record
GUUUAGUUCUUGCUCAGGUUCCGUUUCUUCUGGUUGUGUCUCUGGUUCACAGUUGUGUAAGGUGGCUCUGCUGUAGCUAGUGUCCCUAUGAGGUGCAGACGACGCGGGACGGCAGAAAUUCGGAAAUGAACCCAGUGGCCUUUGAUGAUGUGGCUAUAAACUUCACCCAGGAAGAGUGGGCUUUGCUGGAUCCCUCCCAGAAGAAUCUCUACAGAGAUGUGAUGGAGGAAGUCGUCAGGAACCUGACUUCUAUAGAGAAAGGGUGGGAAGACCAGAACAUUGAAGAUGAGGACAAAAAUCCUGAGACAAAUCUAAGGCACAUCAUAGUCAACUCUGGAUACAACAUAUCUGAAGGUGAAGAAUACUCUGAGAAGCCAUAUAAAUUUACACAGUACAGGAACUCUUUCCUUUCUCUUAUGAGUAUUCAAAGACAUAUGAUAACCGACACUGGAAGUAAGCCUUAUAAGUGUAUGCUAUGUGGGAAAGCCUUUCAUUUCCCCAGUGAAUUCAGAAUCCAUUUAAGAACUCAUACUGGAGAGAAGCCCUAUGAAUGUAAACAGUGUGGGAAAGCUUUCAGUCAUUCCAGCUCCUUUAGAAAACAUGAGAGAACUCACACUGGAGAGAGGCCCUACGUAUGUAAACAAUGUGGAAAAGCCUUUAAUUGUUCUGGUUCCAUCCGAAAACACGAAAGAACUCAUACUGGGGAGAAGCCUUAUGAAUGUAAACAAUGUGGAAAAGCCUUCAACUGUCCCAGUUAUCUUCAAAUUCAUGAAAGAAGCCACACUGGAGAAAAGCCCUAUGAAUGUAAACAGUGUGGGAAAACAUUCAGUUGUUCAAGUUCCCUUCGAAAACAUGAGAGAACUCACACUGGAGAGAAGCCCUAUGAAUGUAAACAGUGUGGGAAAGCCUUUAGUUGUUCCAGUUCCUUUCGAAAGCAUGAACGGACUCAUACUGGGGAGAAGCCCUAUGAAUGCAAACAUUGCGGUAAGGCCUUCUUUUCUCUCACGAGUGUUCGAACACACAUGAUAAAACACACUGGAAAUGGGCCUUUUAAAUGCAAUGUAUGUGAAGAAGUGUUUCCCUUUUCCAGUGUAUUUAGAAGACAUCAAACAUCUCAUGCUGGAGAGAAGUCCUAUGAAUGUAAACAAUGCAAUAGAUGGUUUAGUUCUCUGACCUCACUUCAAAAUCAUGCAAGAAGUCAUAACGGGGAAAAGCCCUACGCCUGUAAACAAAGCGGUAAAGCUUUCAGUUGUCCCAGUUACAUUCGCAAACAUGAACGAGCUCGUGCUGGGGAAAAAUCCUACCCAUGCAAACAGUGUGGUAAGUGCUUCAGUGCUUCCAGUUCUCUUCAAAUACACGAAAGAGUCCAUACUGGAGAAAAGCCCCGUAAAUGUGAACAAGGUGCUCGAGCAUUCAGUUGCUCCACUUCCAUCAGGAAACAUGAACAAACUCGUACUGGGGAGAAAUCCUAUGAAUACAGUGUGGGAAAGCCUUCACUUCCAGUUAGAAUUGAUUACUAACAACAGUCUUAUAAGUAUUCAUAACAGUCUUAUGAAUGUAAGUUCUAGCAAAUCCUUAGUUUCUCUAACAGGUUUUUAUUUGUUUUUUGUUUUUUAACAAAAAUGAUAAAGCACACUGGAAAUGGACGUUUAAAUGUGAGGUAAAAACCUUUCACAGUCCCAGCAUAUUUAGAGCACAUCAAAUAAACUCAUGCAGGAGAGAAACAGUGAGUGCAGACAGUGUGGUAAGUCCUUCACUUCUUCCAGGUAUCCUCAAAACCAUUAAAGAAUUCAUGUUGGAGACUAUCCCUAUUAAUAAAAGCACCGGAGAACCACUUACUACAGUUGCCUUGUAAACAUGAAAAAAAUUGUACCGGAGACACGUCCUUUGAGUACAAAUAAAUAUCACAUUUUCCAUUUGCCCUCAAAGAAACUAAAUACUCCUUGAACAACAAAUCAUCAGAGUGACUGUAAAGGAUAUGAAAAAAACAGAGUUUUCUUAGUUUUUAUAAAGGACACAAAAAAGGAUCAGACUGAACAAUAAGAAGCCCGUGUUUGUGAGAAAAAAGGUAAGGCUUCAGACGCCACAGUUCUCGUAGAUUAUGUGAAAGAACACCUGCUAGCUAAAACACUAUGAAUAGGAAUGGGGGUGGGGGGAAGCAUUCAAAUUUUCAGUGUUCUUCAAAGGCAUAAAAAGACCUCAGAGGGAAAAAAGCCUGUAGGCCUAAGUAAUAUGGGUAGGCUUCAAUUUUUAAACUUCUUUCUGAGAAGCAUAGAAGAACUCUGUAGAAAAGUCUGAGUGUAAGAAAUGUCAGAAGACCUUCAGUUUUUCCACUUUCAUUCAAAGACAUGUUAGAACUCAUCUAGAAAAAGACUGUUGGGUACAGAAAUUCUACUGAGUUCAUUUCUUAUUGAAAGGUACAUGAUACACUGGAGAUGACCAUGCAUUACAUUGACUUUACAAUGUGGGUUAAAGCAUGGAUUGUGUCUUUUUAUAUUAGAUACAAUUUUGUAGUAUUUUGUUGAGACUUUUUACAACUGUAUUCAAAGAGAUUUAUGUAUCUUGGUAUAGUAUAUAAUAUAAUAUUAUUUAGUACAUACAGUGUAUGCAUGUAUAUAUGUGUAUCUGUAGGAUACAGUAUAGUUUGUAUAUGAGUAGUAUAUAUUAUAUAACUAGUUUAUAUGGUAUGUAAUUAAAUGUAACCACUAUUUUACUAUAGUAUUAUACUAUAUGGCUAUGCUAUUGAAGUCUUAUCAGUGUGUAGAAUAAAGUAUUUCAGUUACCCACCCCA